AUGGAGGCUAUCAAGAAGAAGAUGCUGGCCAUGAAGUUGGACAAGGAGAAUGCCGUUGAUCUGGCCGAUCAACUGGAGGAACAGCUGAAGGAAAAAGAGACAGAGAUGAUGAAGAAAGAUGAGGAGAUCGGAGAAAUCAGCAAGCGAUUGACUGCCCUCGAGGCAGAAAAGGAGUCAUCUGAAGCCCAGCUUGCCGAAACCAACCAGAAAUUGGAGGAUACGGAGAAGAGAGCCACUGAAGUAAGUCCAAUUUCUGUGCCCCAUAUAGCUGCCAUAAACGUGUUGAAUGUGUUGACAGAAAAGGAUAUGAAGUAA
This is a messenger RNA of Dibothriocephalus latus, 315 nucleotides long. Lineage: Eukaryota; Metazoa; Platyhelminthes; Cestoda; Diphyllobothriidea; Diphyllobothriidae. The record is from the annotation of a GenBank genome assembly.